Messenger RNA from Spea bombifrons (plains spadefoot toad), 2029 nucleotides. RefSeq names its product hexosaminidase subunit beta (gene HEXB). Gene Ontology annotation, biological process: ganglioside catabolic process; carbohydrate metabolic process; glycosaminoglycan metabolic process. NCBI's taxonomy places the organism in Eukaryota, Metazoa, Chordata, Amphibia, Anura, Pelobatidae. Gene Ontology annotation, cellular component: membrane. The record is from RefSeq and is a predicted model, not a curated record. Bases 66 to 1721 code for a protein of 551 amino acids. Gene Ontology annotation, molecular function: beta-N-acetylhexosaminidase activity. The transcript is spliced from 14 exons.
ACAUGAUCCCUGCUGUCUUGUGAUCCGGCGGCUCAGUGUGUCCUGGUGACAGGGGGUUCGGGAUCAUGUCGCGGGGCGGUGUUGUACGGGGGCUGCUAUCCAUACUUCUAGCUUACUCAUGUCUCGCUGUCCGGGUGAUGCAUGAAGAUCUCCGUGUGAUGGAUGAAGACUUCCGUGUUUUGGAGCCCGGAGAUUCCCCGUUCGGUUCUUUGUGGCCGUUACCGCAGUCAGUGCAAAUCUCCGCUGAAACUGUGUACAUUCCGCCGGGUGCUUUCAGCAUAGUGCACGGUCCGGGCUCCUCUGCGGGGUCCUCCUGCCUGAUCCUGCAAGAUGCCUUCAGGAGGUAUUACGACUACAUUUUUGGAUAUUCUCGGUCACAAAAUGUUCCUUUGAAACUCACCGUGGGGCAGUUACUGCAGCUUCAGGUUGUCAUUACCUCCAAAGACCAUGACUGCCACACGUACCCCACCGUCGACUCGGAUGAAUCAUACAAAUUGACUGUUGGUGACAAUGUUGCUGUUCUUCAGGCCAAUAAAGUCUGGGGUGCUCUAAGAGGGUUAGAGACUUUCAGUCAGCUUAUCUAUGAAGAUGAGAUCGGCGCUUUCCUCAUAAACAAGUCCCAGAUUGCAGAUGCACCAAGGUUUGCUCAUAGAGGAGUUCUUUUAGAUACAUCACGGCACUACCUUCCAUUAAAGACUAUUCUUUUAAAUUUGGACGCGAUGUCUUUUAACAAGAUGAAUGUGUUUCACUGGCAUAUUGUUGAUGACCAGUCAUUCCCUUAUCAGAGCAUUCUAUUUCCUGAGUUGAGUAACAAGGGAGCGUAUCAGCAGUACACACAUGUUUACACUCCAAUCGAUGUCCGUUUGGUGAUUGAAUUUGCUAGACUAAGAGGCAUCCGAGUUGUCCCGGAAUUUGAUUCACCCGGACAUGCAGACUCCUGGGGUAGAGGCCAACCAAACCUAUUGACUCCAUGUUUCAAAGAAGGGCAUCACACUGGUACUUAUGGACCUAUAAAUCCCAUUUUAAAUGAAACCUAUGCAUUCAUGUACAAAUUCUUUCAAGAAAUCAGCCAGGUGUUUCCUGAUCGGUACAUCCAUUUAGGAGGAGAUGAAGUAGACUUCUCUUGCUGGAAAUCCAAUCCUGAUAUUUCCAAGUUUAUGACUGAGCAUGGCUUUGGUGGCGAUUACUGCAAGCUCGAAUCCUUCUACGUUCAAAACAUCCUGGAAAUAGUUUCAUCGUUUAAAAAAGGAUACAUAGUCUGGCAGGAGGUAUUUGAUAACAAAGAUAAGUUGAACCCAGACACCGUUGUUGAAGUGUGGAAGGAGAAAAAUUAUCAAGAUGAAAUGGCAGCUGUUACAGCUGCUGGGUUUCAAGCUCUUCUAACUGCUCCCUGGUACCUAAACCGCAUCUCAUAUGGUCAGGACUGGAUCCAGAUCUACCGAGUUGAGCCAUCAAACUUUACUGGAACUGAAGCACAAAAGAAGUUGGUGAUUGGGGGCGAAGCAUGUUUAUGGGGGGAAUUUGUGGAUGCCACAAACCUUACUCCUAGACUAUGGCCCAGGGCCAGCGCUGUUGCAGAGAGACUGUGGAGUGACAAACAAGUGACCUCCGUGGGAGACGCGUAUAACAGGCUUGUUAAACAUAGAUGCCGCAUGGUCAGGCGUGGAAUUGCAGCUGAGCCUCUCUAUGUAGGAUACUGUGACCAUGAGCUAAACGUGUAAAUCGUGGACUGCUUAUCUUGGCUGCUGGUAAACCUUUUCCAAAUCAAAGGAAGGGAACAUACUCUGUAUUCAGGGAUGAAAAUAUGCACUUAAAAAAUCAACUCAUUCUCCAUAAUGCUGGGAAGCUUUAACAGCUGGAGGGAACCAAUGUAUGCCUUUUGUAUUUCUUAGAAGUGACUACUGUUUUUAAGAUAAAAUAAACUUUGACAAACUUAAAUAUAACGUGCAUUCUCUUGGGUAAGUUUUUGAAAAAAAAUCAUCUCACAAGCAGAAUUUUGCCUAAAUAUAUCUAGGUCCAAAUUCCAGAA